AAAUAGUUAAUUUAGAGUUUACCCGACCCAAUCUGACCGGUUCGAAGGAAACUGGGCCGAUCCGAAUAGACGGUAUCAUCACAGGCGAUACAAUAGGGAUCAUCCGCAGGCUAUGGUCUUCUUCCUUUUUCCGUUUCCGUUUCCGGUCACCGGUUUUAAUCGUCUUCUUUUGACCAAGACAUAGAUUAGGAGCCGGAUAACACUAUAAACAAAUUGAAGACUUGUACAAUUGGUUAAAGAUUACUGUUCAGAAUACAUGGCUUGUCAAAUGGGAUCUUUGAAUCUGCAGUGGAGACUAUCAAUUACAGAGAACGAAAGCUCCAAAAGAUCAUUUGUAGCCCUUGCAAAUUAUAGAAUCCCCAACUGUUGUGAGCCAAGUUUUGGCAGACUAACUCCAAAUGUUGGCAUGAAGUCUUUACCUUUUUCUCAGAGCCGUUUCCUGGGAAGAAAAGCUGGGUGGAAAGUAGUUUUGGCCUUGAACACAAACACAGGCGGAGUGUCUGGUAAUGGUGAGCAACAAAGCUUCAAUGAUUCCGGUUCCAGCUUUGGCGGCACUCGAUUAGGUAGGAUACUGAGUGCAGGUGGAAGACAACUUCUAGAAAAGCUGAAUUCAGCUAGAAAGAACUUCCCUAUGAAAAUAUUCCUGCUACUUUUGGGUUUCUACACGGCAAAUGCACUAGCCACAAUCCUUGGUCAAACAGGUGAUUGGGAUGUUCUGGUUGCUGGUGUUGUAGUGGCUGCAAUUGAGGGGAUUGGUAUGCUAAUAUAUAAAAAACCACCUACUAUGAGGACUGGGAGGUUGCAAUCUUUUCUAGUGAUGGUGAACUACUGGAAAGCAGGCAUAUGUUUGGGCCUCUUUGUAGAUGCUUUCAAGCUAGGAAGCUAAGGACCAGAAACCCGUCUCUCUUGCUCUCUUCAAUUUAUUAUUGUAUUCCAUAAAACCAUGAUAAGUCAUAAGUGAAAAGUUACUUUUUUUCAAUGCUACCUUAGUUCUAUUAGCAAUUGGUGCACAUGUAAUUGUAAUAUAUGAAUAGCAUUGUUUAAUGAGGCACUGUGCAGAAUGCACCAUUGCAUGUGCUUCUGUGAAGGUGAAAGUUGAAACUGUUGUAUUAUUGACUCAAUUUGAAUUCAUUCGGUUGUAGAUCUGCUCAGGAA
Cicer arietinum (chickpea) is the source of this 1155-nucleotide messenger RNA. Its product is annotated as ycf20-like protein. The record is from RefSeq and is a predicted model, not a curated record. Lineage: Eukaryota; Viridiplantae; Streptophyta; Magnoliopsida; Fabales; Fabaceae.